Messenger RNA from Trichoderma citrinoviride, 825 nucleotides. Its product is annotated as P-loop containing nucleoside triphosphate hydrolase protein. Gene Ontology annotation, molecular function: AMP kinase activity; ATP binding. The coding region runs from base 1 to 825 and encodes 274 amino acids. Lineage: Eukaryota; Fungi; Ascomycota; Sordariomycetes; Hypocreales; Hypocreaceae. The transcript has 2 exons. The record is from RefSeq and is a predicted model, not a curated record. Gene Ontology annotation, cellular component: mitochondrion; cytoplasm. Gene Ontology annotation, biological process: nucleobase-containing compound metabolic process.
AUGCAACUCAAGAGGGCAGCGCGUGUAAUUCUAAUUGGGGCGCCCGGCGUGGGCAAGGGGACUCAGAGCGAGAGGCUGCUCAGACGUUUCCCUCAACUCAAGGCCAUCAGCACCGGCGACCUCCUCCGUCACAAUGUCAAGAACAGGACGCCUCUUGGCAUCAUGGCUGAAAACACCAUCAAGUCGGGAGGCCUGGUCGCCGACGACCUGAUGCUCCGCCUCAUCUCAGCAGAGCUCCGCUCCAGAGGCUGGCUUCUCGGCGGCGGCAGAGCCCCCCUCAUGACGCUCUCCGCCGAGGCAACCUCCGCAGCCGCCGAAGGCUCCUUUCACCACCACUCCGACCCCUCCAUGGACGCCUUCAACGCAAUGACGUUCCACAUCGACGAGCACGCCGUGCCCCAGGCGUCCGAGGACCCCAACGCCUCCUUCAUGCUCGACGGCUACCCCCGCACCGUCUCCCAGGCCGUCACCCUCGACAGGCUCGUGCCCAUGAACCUCGUCGUCUCCCUCCAGACGCCCUUCUCCGUCAUCCUCGAGCGCAUCGCCGGCCGCUGGGUCCACGAGCCCUCGGGCCGCGUCUACAACACCGCCUUCAACCGCCCGCGCGUGCCCGGCCGCGACGACGUCACCGGCGAGCCCCUCGUCCAGCGCCCGGACGACAACGAGGAGACGUACCGCGCCCGCUUCCGCAAGUUCCAGGAGAACAGCGAGCCCAUCCUCAACCACUACGCCAAGAAGGGCGUCUUGCUCGAGAUUGAGGGCAUGAGCAGCGAUGAGAUCAGUCCCAAGCUGUACGAGGCUUUCGAGGCUCGCUUUGUUCGGUGA